Molecule: messenger RNA, 618 nt
Organism: Gloeophyllum trabeum ATCC 11539
Lineage: Eukaryota; Fungi; Basidiomycota; Agaricomycetes; Gloeophyllales; Gloeophyllaceae
Exons: 3
Coding region: 1-618 (205 amino acids)
Source: RefSeq, a predicted model, not a curated record
AUGUCCCUCGUGGAUGAGGUCACCUCGUGGCGCAGAUGCGAGGAGGAGAUACCACUGCUGACACGGGCGCGGGAGCUGUGCGGAGCGGAGACCUCCCUGUCCCCAGCAGACUGUAUGAAGCGUCUCUUCGUCGCACUCCGCGAACAGAUAGGCUGCCUUCCCGGACUCAUCACGCCGGAGAACAUCAGGGAUAGAGGCACGCGGGCCCAAGUAUACCGCCUUUCUUGCCUGUGCGACAUCCUGGGGCGCUCGAGGUUCUUCCGCCGCGUCCCGAGAUUGAACAUGUUCGAGCCUCUCAGCCACAUGCGAUACUCUGGUGCCGCCGCGCGCCUCUCGAAACGGGCGCGCAGCAUAAGAGACCCCGUCAGCUAUGUGUGGGACACGGAUAUUGCUGCCCCUCCAGCGCCGCAGGAGCUGGUCCUCCGCACUACGGCGUACGAAGCUUUGAGGGCGGGUGAUUAUGUAGAAGCCACCUCAGGCGAAGAACGAGACACCGACGAAGCUAUAAAACAUCCAUUGGAACAGGAGAUCGAACCGCUUGUGGCCGAGUGGACCCAUAAACUGGUCCAAUGGCGUCUGGGUGGUCUAUCCGUCCGCCGCGGAUUGCUCCUAUGGUAG